Molecule: messenger RNA, 708 nt
Organism: Penicillium atrosanguineum
Lineage: Eukaryota; Fungi; Ascomycota; Eurotiomycetes; Eurotiales; Aspergillaceae
Exons: 2
Coding region: 1-708 (235 amino acids)
Source: RefSeq, a predicted model, not a curated record
AUGGAUCUGGCCAGUCUCCUGCAGGGCUCCGUCCCCAAGUCAUAUACUGAGACCUAUGGCAAGCGUUCUGCGCCUCUGUCGCCUCCCGCCGAAGAGCCCAAGUGCUCGCUGCCCUCAAUCUCAACUCUGCUCGAGGGUGCCGAUGAUCACGCAGCCAAGCGUCAACGCCUGAGCCCCCAGCGCGAUCACGCCGUGCAAUACGAUGUUCGCCUGCCCCCAACGCCUCCACUGCGUCCAGGCUCCGGCUCCGGCCAUGCAUCACCCUCAUCCAAGGACCACCGGUCCUCCAUCUCCUCCAUCAACUCCAUCAACUCCAACCCUCAAAUGGGCCCCUACGCUUCCCCAGCGCCUAGCGUAUCCUCCUACUCAUCACACACCUCCCCAGUGGAAGCUCAACCCCCCACAACCACAAUGUACUACCGCCCCCCGUCAACAACCACCUUCGCCCCCUCCCCCAUUCACCAACCCGCCCAAUCGCCAUCCCUCAUCUCCCCAGUUACCCCGGCCUGGCAACACCACCACUACUUCCCCCCUCCAGCACAACUCCAUACCAACAAAACCACGAUCGCUACAUCUGCCGCACCUGCCACAAGGCUUUCUCGCGUCCUUCCUCGCUGCGCAUCCACUCCCACAGCCACACGGGCGAGAAGCCCUUCCGCUGCACACACGCCGGCUGCGGAAAGGCUUUCUCCGUGCGCAGCAACAUGA